This is a messenger RNA of Cylindrotheca closterium, 1941 nucleotides long. The record is from the annotation of a GenBank genome assembly. NCBI's taxonomy places the organism in Eukaryota, Bacillariophyta, Bacillariophyceae, Bacillariales, Bacillariaceae.
AUGCAAAGCUCUUUCCUCUUGAAAGCCAUCAUAAUCCAACUUCUCGCGUCGGCAGCAUUCAUCUGCGGUGCUGCAGCUGCUCUCGAUGAGGGCGCCCUUCGUCGUCCUGGAAUCUUGCAAAUUGGAAGUCAUGAACCCAUUGUCAUUUCUUCCAAUGCCUAUUCGGAAAUCCAACCCACCAUCGUUCGCGAGUUGAGCAAGAUUUCCAAAACCUAUUCCUUUUAUCAUCCGGGUGCCUCGUACAUUGCCGUGCAUUUUCAGCACAUGAAUCUUGGCGAAGGAUGCUCGAUUACCAUUCAAGAGGCCUCCAGAGGUGACAUGAGCCAUUCUUACACUGGCAAGGGACGUCAAGACCUUGGAACCUUUUGGGAUCAUCACAUUUACGGGGAUUCCAUUGAGAUUAUUUUGGCGUGUGAAGAUUGGGAAACCAGUGCCGAAUUCGAAGUCGAUGAAUACGCCGCUGGUUUUCCAGAGGAUGCUUUGCGUGACUCUCGCGGAAGAAAGCGCAGUCUUCGUCGUGGUAGUGAAACUACUGACAAUUCCUUUCCUCCUCCAUUCAUUGGAAGGGACGGAAGAGAACUUUCCAUUUGUGGAACCAAUGACAUGCGCAAUGCCCAGUGUUACGAGGCGGAUUUUCCUACAGAAUACAAUCUGGCUGGUGCCGUUGCCAAGGUACACAUUCAUGGUACUGGGGUCUGCACUGGAUGGUUGGUGGGCCCCAAUAAUGUCUUUGUAACGAAUCGUCACUGCAUUCGAACAGAUGAAGAGGCCUUGACUUCAGAUUACAUUUUUGAUUUUGAAGUCGAAGGAGGAGGUGACUGCAACAGUGCCAAUAUCAAGGAACGUUCCGUUUCCGAAAUUACCUAUGAGGCAACCGAGCUUUUAGCUGCCAGUGACAUUGAUGAUUACGUCUUGAUCAAAUUGGCUGGAAAUCCAGUUAGCAAGCAUGGGUACUUGGAGCUCGACAAUCGCAAGCCCAAUGUCGGUGAAAACAUUUACAUCCCCCAACAUCCUGGUGGACUCGACAAGGAAAUUGCUAUUUUUGACAGCCACAUUGGCGAAGGAGCCCGGUGCGAAAUCCAAACAACCAAUUCGGAAACCUGUUUUGGACGACUCAACACGGGGUACUGGGACCUUUCGUAUUCUUGCGAUACAAAAGGCGGUACUUCUGGUUCUCCUGUCCUGUCGGUUGAUACCCACAAAGUGAUUGGCCUUCAUCACUGCGGUGGUGGCUGCUCCAUUGGAAAUGUUGCAGUCCCCAUUUAUUCCAUUUUCAACGAUAUCAAGGAAUUUUUGGGUCCUGCAGAGGUUGUGACACCAAAUCCAACUCCUCCACCCACACCAGGACCAACCCAGAGUCCAACUCCACAACCGACUCAAAAUCCAACUCCUCGGCCAACUUCAAAGCCGACACCAUACCCAACACCGAAUCCAACACCCCGCCCGACACCAGUUCCAACCGUUGAGGAUAGCACACAUCCUACUGCCCAAAAGAGUGAAAACCCAACUUUGGACCCAACACCGAAUCCAACACCCCGCCCGACACUUAUUAGUAGCAUUGAUUACAGCGAACAUCCGACUGUCAUAGAUCUUUACAAGAAUCCAAAGGAAUAUGAGCCAUGCCCAUUGGACUCCCAUCGUUUCCUUCUAGACUUGCAAACGGACAGCAAUGGUCACGAGACUUUUUGGAUCAUGAAAGAUGGGCAUGGCCAAAUCUUUAUGCAAGUCAAAGCCAACACGUAUGAGGACAAUACCUUUUACCAGCUGUCCGUCUGUAUUCCUAGUGAUCGGUACAAGUUCACCAUUCGCGAUACAGGCAUGGAUGGCAUCACCGGGGAACAUGGUGAUGGGUACUUUCAAGUCUAUUUGGAUGGCGCCUUGGUGAUUCGUGGUGAUGGGGACUUUGGAUUGAAGGAUCAAUAUACCUUCGAAACAUGGUGA